AUGAGUCAACCAAACCAGACAAAAAUGGACGACGUCACUAUGUAUUUGGAUAAAAUUUCGUGGAACGAGCUGGCAGUAGUGAUUACUCUAUAUGCCAUUCUACUUACUUCCAUCAUAUCAGGAAAUGGCCUGGUGCUGACUGCGUUUACUGUAAACAAGAGGCUUCGAACGGCUACCAACAAGUUGGUAAUGGGGUUGGCUGCAAGCGAUAUCCUCGUGGGUUUUGUAUCGAUACCUUGUUGGCUGAAUAUCACCAUAUCUCUCCACAAUCAUCUUCCCAUUAGCUUCACCGUCUAUCAGUUUUACAUAACGUUUGAUAUCUUUAUCGGCACUGCUUCAAUACUUCAACUCACCUCUCUCAGCAUCGAGAGAUGUCACGCAAUCGCCAGACCAUUACGCCACAGAACACUGUCAAUCAAAGUAUUCUACGUCUUGAUAAUAAUUCCGUGGACUUUUGCGGCCACUGUGGCGACUCUGCAGCCACUUCAGUAUAACCGUUGGAGAGAGGAAUAUACGCUUCUUAUGACCACGGCCUGCUUUUUUGUCCCCUUUAGCAUAAUUUGUGUUGCAUAUUUAUCAAUAUACUGCUUUGCGCGCUGCAAACCAAUUGCUAAGCAUAGAUCGGAAAGGAAGGCUUUCAAGAAGGAUCUCCGCUUGUCGGUAACUCUUGCUGUUAUCACCGGAUUAUUUAUGGUUGCCUGGUUACCGCUGUUUGUCGUCACGGUGAUUGGCACAUACUAUCCGCAAUAUCUCCCUCCCUCACUGGGAACCGACCGCGUCCUUCAGUUCGUCAAGUUCUGUCACUAUAGCAACAGCGCGCUCAAUCCGCUCGUGUAUGCAUGUCGGAAUAACGAAAUGAUCCGAACCAUUCGCCACAUUGGGCAUCGACUGCUCUGCAAGGUGCGGCAACCGCCGAUCUGGAGCAGAUUAUCCUCAUACAGAUCCAGUAGUAGGAGGAGCACUUCUGGAAGAACCGUUACUGGGGACAACAGCCUCAAGAAAACUUCUUCAGUUAGAACCUGUUCCAUCAAAAGCGGAAACGGAAGUAGAAGGCAAGCCGAGGAUGUGAAUGAAAACAAAUCCAAACAGCAGAAAAACGUGGUUGUGGUUCACUCCGCUGUUUAA
This is a messenger RNA of Porites evermanni, 1125 nucleotides long. The record is from the annotation of a GenBank genome assembly. Lineage: Eukaryota; Metazoa; Cnidaria; Anthozoa; Scleractinia; Poritidae.